Messenger RNA from Gorilla gorilla gorilla (western lowland gorilla), 1312 nucleotides. It is a transcript of the gene ITPA, whose product is annotated as inosine triphosphatase. Gene Ontology annotation, cellular component: cytoplasm. Bases 204 to 914 code for a protein of 236 amino acids. The transcript is spliced from 9 exons. Gene Ontology annotation, molecular function: nucleoside triphosphate diphosphatase activity. The record is from RefSeq and is a predicted model, not a curated record. Gene Ontology annotation, biological process: nucleoside triphosphate catabolic process. Lineage: Eukaryota; Metazoa; Chordata; Mammalia; Primates; Hominidae.
UCGGGGUAACUGAUGUCCUCCAAGCCCUCCUCUGCCCCCAAAUCCCCAUGGCCACUCCUCUAGGGACUCUGCAUAAUGAUGCAGUUUUGCUCUUGUUGCCCAGGCUGGAGUCCGAUGGCACGAUCUCCACUCACUGCAACCCCCACCUCCCGAAUUCAGGCGAUUCUCCUGAAUCCUGAAUUCUCUGAACUGGGAUUACAGUCAUGCACCACCAUGCCCAGCUAAUUUUGUACUUUUUGGUAGAGACGGGGUUUCUCCAUGUUGGUCAGGCUGGUUUCAAACUCCUGACCUCGGAUGAUCCACUCGCCUCAGCCUCCCAAAGUGCUGGGAUUACAGGCGUGAGCCACCGGGCUUUCCCACACUUUGAUGAGCAUCAGAAUGGCCUGAGGAGCUUGGUCGUUCAGAUUCUAGGAGAUAAGUUUCCAUGCACUUUGGUGGCACAGAAAAUUGACCUGCCGGAGUACCAGGGGGAGCCGGAUGAGAUUUCCAUACAGAAAUGUCAGGAGGCAGUUCGCCAGGUACAGGGGCCCGUACUGGUUGAGGACACCUGUCUGUGCUUCAAUGCCCUUGGAGGGCUCCCCGGCCCCUACAUAAAGUGGUUUCUGGAGAAGUUAAAGCCUGAAGGUCUCCACCAGCUCCUGGCCGGGUUCGAGGACAAGUCAGCCUAUGCGCUCUGCACGUUUGCACUCAGCACCGGGGACCCAAGCCAGCCCGUGCGCCUGUUCAGGGGCCGGACCUCGGGCCGGAUCGUGGCACCCAGAGGCUGCCAGGACUUUGGCUGGGACCCCUGCUUUCAGCCUGAUGGAUAUGAGCAGACGUACGCAGAGAUGCCUAAGGCGGAGAAGAACGCUGUCUCCCAUCGCUUCCGGGCCCUGCUGGAGCUGCAGGAGUACUUUGGCAGUUUGGCAGCUUGACUUCUGCAGCUGGAGGAGGCCCCUCAGGCCAGGGAUCUGGGGAGGGCUAGCCCAAAACCUCCCGCAUCGGGCAGGCACCCCUUGAAGUACUUCCUUCAGGGUUUCCCCUUUGUGGGGGUGUCGAGUAGCCUCACCGGCCUGUCUGGAGGAGCAGGUGGCUCUGCUCUGAGAAAUUCUGGCAGGUGGACGCCAUUCUCUUGCCCUUAGGAUUCACUGCUCUCUCCUGCAGCCCCCAGGCCUGGGGUCCUGAAAGGACCUUGGGUGGUAAAGCUGUACUUGCUGGGAGUGAGGGCUUGGGGAGGAACCAUGCAAAUCGCCUUCCAUGUUUUUAAAAUGCAAUAAAUAACAUUUCUGGAUGAGACUUGUUUCCAAAAUAAACCAGCUAUAUCUGUUUUGAA